Messenger RNA from Manihot esculenta (cassava), 958 nucleotides. Its product is annotated as LOB domain-containing protein 1. The record is from RefSeq and is a predicted model, not a curated record. The transcript is spliced from 2 exons. Bases 81 to 665 code for a protein of 194 amino acids. Lineage: Eukaryota; Viridiplantae; Streptophyta; Magnoliopsida; Malpighiales; Euphorbiaceae.
CAUCUCUCUUUCUCUCUCUCUCUCUCUGUCCCCAUUUUCUCUCCUCUUUAUCCCUCUUUAGAACAUCAGAUAAGAAAGAAAUGGAUCACAGUGAAGCAGCCAACUCUAACACUAACUCAACUUCUCCUUCUUCUUCAUGUUCCCCGCCGCCUCCACCUACGGUGGUUAUUAGUCCUUGCGCUGCUUGUAAGAUUCUCAGGCGAAGAUGCGCCGAGAAAUGUGUUUUGGCUCCGUAUUUUCCUCCUACUGAACCGGCGAAGUUCACCAUUGCUCAUCGCGUGUUUGGCGCUAGCAAUAUCAUUAAGUUCCUACAGGAACUUCCAGAAUCUCAGAGAGCUGAUGCAGUGAGCAGCAUGGUUUAUGAGGCAAGUGCAAGGAUCAGAGAUCCUGUUUAUGGCUGCGCAGGGGCAAUUUGCCAUCUUCAAAAACAAGUCAAUGAGCUCCAAGCACAAUUAGCUAAAGCACAAGCUGAGCUUGUUAAUAUGCAAUGCCAGCAAGCUAAUCUUGUGGCCUUCCUCUGCAUGGAAAUGGCUCAAUCUCCUCAACAAUCAUCUGAACAAUCCGUCGACAACUUCAUUAGCACCCCGCAGAGCUACCAGAGCAAUCCUUGCUUCAUGGAGGACAACAACAAUUUUGGGUCACUCUGGGAGCCUCUCUGGACAUAAUUUAAACUAUUAUCAUAAACACAAUAUCUACAGCUUAAUUAUGAUAAUUAAUGUGCCAAUGAAGUUCUCCUAACUCAAGGGUAGCUCCUAAUGAGAAGGAGAAAUCCAAGGACAUUAAUUUUAAUAAAAUUAAUUAACUUAAUUAUUAUAGGUUUAGAUAAUCAAGUGUGGUAAGCACUAGGAUAUGGCCUUUGAAUUUCUUUUCUGUAAUCUUUAUUUUUGCUAUCUAAAUUAGGAGAGAAAAUGAAAGAAGAUCACUUUUUCUUUUUUCAAUCUAUUUUUUUUUUCUUUAA